Malassezia globosa CBS 7966 is the source of this 5703-nucleotide messenger RNA. RefSeq lists its product as uncharacterized. NCBI's taxonomy places the organism in Eukaryota, Fungi, Basidiomycota, Malasseziomycetes, Malasseziales, Malasseziaceae. The transcript has a single exon. The record is from RefSeq and is a predicted model, not a curated record. Gene Ontology annotation, molecular function: RNA helicase activity. Bases 1 to 5703 code for a protein of 1900 amino acids. Gene Ontology annotation, cellular component: cytoplasm. Gene Ontology annotation, biological process: nuclear-transcribed mRNA catabolic process, nonsense-mediated decay.
AUGGUGUGGCUCGAAGCACAGCAUGUGCUAGAGCCAGGCCAGUCGGCGGUCGAGAAAGCUGAAAAGUAUGUGGCCGAUGCGCGGAUGGAAUGGCCACUCGCUCGGAUGAUGCUUGCAGAGCUGUCGCAUAUACCCCAUACCGAAAGAGCGUCUUCGUCGACAUCGACGACGGAGUCGAAGCGCCCGAGUUCUCCAUUCGACGAGCUUGUUGCUGUGAUCAAGGCCUCCCAUGGACAUGAUGCGAAUGCGUGGAAGGCGAUCCUGCCUACAUACGAUGGAUCAGCUACGCAGUGGCAGGUACUUGCGCCACUUGCCAUGGAUUGUAUACCCGACUCGGAUACACCGUUGGAACCUCUCCUUGACGUUCUAUCGGUCGUAUGUCUCCACACUCUAUCUUUGUCGAUAUGGGGUCGCACUGGGCGAUCUCCUAUGCCUGUCCUUAUCCAUGUGCUUGACCACCCUGCGCUGGACAGCGUGCGACCAGCGUGCUUGUUUGUGUUCUUGGUCCGGUUCUUUGAUGUCAUUUAUGCAUAUUCGCGCUCAGUGUACGCCGAGGCGCUGAAGCUAGCAACGCACUUCUUGCUUGAAAAGCGACAGCAGACCCACGAGCGUGACACUGUGCGCAGCACGGCCCUCACGCUGGGCGCCUUGCUCAUUGAAGAUCGCAUCUCCAAAGCGUUGCAUGCCUCACUGACAUCAAGCUCGACAGAGGAUCGUCUCCAGGGCGAUGCGUGUGUAUCGCUUGUGCUGGAUCUGUAUGCAUUGGUCUUGGUCCAGGGCGGCUUGACGACACCGCGUCUUCUGCGCCCGGUUGGCUUGGCGCUUGUACAUGAUGCUGUCAAGACCAUGAAUGCGUGCUUGUACUUGUCCAGUAUAACGGGUGUCGCGGCCUCUAUCCGUAAGACAUACGCGCACGACCAUGACCCUAGUACAGCCAAUGAGCGUUUGUUCAUGCAGUGGGAGGCUGACAUCGAUGCCGUUUGUGUGCCGACCGUGUCGCAACGUUUGUGGAAGCACAUUUCCCUAGUGCUGAGUAGCGAGGAAGCGAACGACGUGCCGCAGGUAUUGUGUGCGUACUUUCUCUAUGCGCUUUCCAUCGUAGCGCCGGGUUAUCCUGCACCCAUCCUUGAAGUGCAUACGCCCAAGCCUUUGGCGGAGAUGCCAGUGCCGUCGUCUUCGGCACCGGCAUCCCAGGCAUACGACAGGCUGUGUGCGGGCAUAUCUGCGCUUGUUGUCCAACUUCGUCAAGGCAUGUCGUGCAUCGCAAACGCCUUUACAGUGGCCCUCGCUCACGCCCGCGAUACAUUUGCGUCGAUGCCCCGAGUAUGUGUGUCAGUGCUGCCACUGCUGGGUGCGUCUGCCAGCACGGAAGUCUCGCAAGGCGCGCAUGUGAUAUUCCGUGCGUUGGCUGAUGAUUCCUACACGCGCUUCGAGUCGCUCCACAUGCUAUGGAUGGAUGCACGCGAGGCAGCGCUGGAGGGAGGGCGUUCCUUUGUCGUGCUGUUCGUCCUAGCGGCGCGACACGUUGCAUGGGCCCUGCCAUUGGCGCGUGCAUCCGUGUCAAUGCUGGACGAUAUGCUGCACGUGCUGUGCGAUCGAAAUAUGGGCGUGCUGCUGCCAUAUAUACCAUGGGGGAGCGGCAUGGGCCGAGAGGCCGAUGUCUUGUUCGUGUGGACAGGCAUAUCUGAGUGUAUCGCCACAAUGUUUGAGCGCAUUCCCGACUGGUCGCGCACGGCCGACCGGCAGGAAAUGCUGCAGUGGAUUGCCCAAGUGCCGAUGCUCGCGUCGUACAUGGUGCAAAGUGCCGAUUUGGCGUGCCGGUCGAACGAGCUGCAUUCACAUACGGACGACGUGCUCGGCACGCUGGCGAUGCCACUUGAUUGUGCCAUCAACUGGCUCCGGCUGAAUCACGAAGAGAUUCUGCAGCAGCUGUCCGACUACAUCCGACGGGCUGUGCAUUUGUUUAGUACACGGCACCUUGUGCUGCCGGCCCAGGUCCGGAAGCAUGCGGUCGACUUUCUCGCGCAGCAGCUGGGCGUGACGAACGUCCAGGAGCGCCGCACGCUGCUGUCUACGGCACAAAUGGAGCUGCUGCUGGAUGAGUUCCUUGCCCUCCCACGCUCGGAGCCGAAAACCGACUCGAAGGCGGAUCCAAAGCCGAAAACAAAGCCCAGGCUCCUGCAGCAGACGCUGUCGUUCACGACCGUACCACCGGGCCAGAAGGAGCGGACGGAACCGAAGAAAAAGCCGAUCGUCGUUGACCUGACGCGAGACUCACCGCGAACGGCCGCUCCGAAGCUGAAAGGGGUUUCGUCGUCAACGGCAUCCUCGACGCGCGCAUCGAAGCUCCAUUCAACGGGCAAGCUGGCACAGCUACGCAACGAGUUCCAGCUCACUCGCUCGGUCGCACGCAAACCACAUGCCCCAGUGCGAGCAUGGGAGCCUGACGAGCCGCGCGCGCCGCUCGCGACUAGCAGCGUCACGGGCACCAUCACGACGAUGCCACGAGCCCAGAUUCGUCGGCCGACGCAGCAGCCGAGUGGCCACGACGGCUCAGAUGACUCGGACACCAACGACUCGGACUCUGAUGCCGACUCGUCCAGCAGCGAUGGUCAUGGCGCGCGUGCAGAGCGUGGCAAGCCAAGUGCUAAAGGAGGGCUCGCAGCGCUUGCGUCGCCGCACAGAGCCAAGCCCACCGUUGUUCGUCGAACUGUCAUGCCUAUGAUGGACCCGGCCUUGCAGGAGGCCAUGCGCAAGGCCGACGACGAGCAGCGGCGACGCCGACUCUCGACAGCACCCUCCAUGAUGCCGAUGCAUGAGUGUAUUUUGUCGUGGAGCAUGAGCUCGAACGAGCCACUCCCGCCAACGAAGCUCGAUGGGACUGCCUUCUCAACGUCGUCGCCAGGUUCUUGGCACGCGACUGCCUCCUCCUACACAGAGCACUUUGGCACGCUUCUGACGCUCGAGGCAUGGGCACAGUUCCAGCAGGCAUGCGACGACGUCAAGUAUGCAACUUCAGUCGAUGUGCAGUACCUGCGGCAAAGCCGCGUAGACAACUUUGUUCAGCUGGAAUUUGCUGCGCGAUCGACGAUGCCGGCAGGCGUCUACUUCAACGAGACUGAUAUUGUGUACCUGGAGCUGCCAUCGCGCGCACUGAAACUGAUUGCUAACGUAUACUUUAGCCGCAAGCAAGCGACCAGUCAGCCGGGGUCAAGUGGGCUGGAGCUUGGCAUCCGUUGCCUGUACGCGCAGGCGCAGAAUGCGAUGCCAUGGAUCCAGGAGCCUGGCUGGCGCAUCGUCAAGCUUUUCAGCCUCACGACGCUUCGCCGCGAGUAUGCAGCGCUGUGCAGUGUGCCGGACUUGGCGAUGGUGCAGGAUGUGCUCCAUGCGCGUGUCGCGCCGUUGCCAGACGUCUCCGUGGCUGAUCAGACGAAGGCCAUGCGCAUGUACGAGCUGAACGAGCCACAGGCACGUGCUGUCGUCGCGACGAUGCGCACGCCAGGCUUUUCGCUGAUCCAGGGCCCCCCCGGCACGGGCAAGACGAAAACGAUUCGUGCGCUUGUUGCGUCGUUCCUCUCGCGGCGUGCCGGGACAAGCGUCGGCCCCAAGAAAGCGGCGGCGCCGGCGCGCGACGGCCCAUCGGCUCGUAUGCUGCUGUGUGCACCGAGCAAUGCGGCCAUUGACGAGCUCGUCAGCCGGAUCAAGGACGGCGUCGACAUUGAUGGCAAGCGCGUGGUGCCGCGUCUCGUCCGGCUCGGGCGUGAUGAGGCCGUGAAUCCGGCCGUCCGCGACGUGACGCUCGACGCGCUCGCCGAACACGCCGGGUCCAAGGACACGGCGGCAUCGCGCGCCGCAGAAGAACUCCAGCGCGUGGAGCGGGCGUGGCGCGACAAGCGUGCGGAGCUGGAGCAGUCCGCCUCAGCACCGACAUCGUCCACGAGCCGUGAACGUACGCGUGCGCUGCAAGCAGAGCUGAACGAGCUCACGGACAAACGCUUUGAACUGCGCGAGCAAGUGUCGUCCCUACAAAGCCGCAGCAAGAUGGGAUCGAUGCGGCCCGAGACGGAGCGUCACAUGGCCCGUAUGAGCAUCCUCGACGAGGCAGAGAUUGUGUGCGCAACACUGGCCGGCGCCGGGCAUGAGAUGCUGUAUCGCUACACGUUUGACACGGUGGUGAUCGAUGAGGCUGCGCAGGCCGUCGAGCUCAGCACACUCAUCCCCCUUCGCUACGAGUGCACACGCUGUAUCCUCGUCGGUGAUCCGAAACAGCUGCCACCCACCGUGCUGAGUCAAGAGGCGGAGCGGCGGCAGUACGCGCAGUCGCUGUUUGUGCGCAUGUUCAAUGCGUCGCCCGACCGUGUGCAUCUGCUAUCGAUCCAGUACCGCAUGCAUCCUGACAUUAGCCUCUUUCCGUCGACGGCCUUCUAUGGCCGCCAGCUCAUCGAUGGACCACAGAUGGCGUCCAAAACACUCCAGCCAUGGCACAACACACAGCUCUUUGGCCCAUUUCGUUUCUUCCACGUCGAUGCGUUGGAAGAGCCUGGUCGCAGCCACUCGAUCCAGAAUCAGAGCGAAGCGUACACGGCGAUGCAGGUGUACGAGGCGCUGUGUGCGUGUGCGCAAACGAGCCUGCGUGGACGCGUCGGCUUCGUCAGCAUGUACAAAGCGCAAGUCGAUCUUUUGCGCACCCUCUUUGUGUCGCAGUAUGGACGCGCGGCCGCGAUGGACGUGGACUUUAGCAGUGUGGACGGCUUCCAGGGCCAGGAAAAAGACAUCAUUAUUCUGAGCUGCGUGCGAAGCAACAAGGACCGCGUGAUGGGCUUUUUGAGCGAUCACCGACGGCUGAACGUUGCUCUCACGCGUGCUCGGAGCAACAUGAUAGUGAUUGGAAAUGCCUCGAUGCUAGGCAAUGACACAAUCUGGAGGGACAUGAUUAGCGAGGCGCGCUCACGCGGCUUUGUUGUGCCUGUGCGAGGCGACACAUUUGUACAUCCGCAGCGACUGGCUCCGCCGAAUCAAGGGGGUCGUGAAUCAAGCCAAGUCGCAGCCGCGGCUUCCGGUCCGCCGACACCGUCGUCAUCUGCCGCCGUGCCCAAGAAGACACCGGCGCCGGCGCCUUCUCGAGACGCAAAGCUGAGACCCCCUUUGCAUCGGAAGCUUGACUCGUCCGAACGAGCCUCGUCUCCGACCACACCGUCGGCCGUCCGGACACCCAAGACCAAGACCAUUGCAGCACCGACAUCGACAUAUCCUUCCACUUCCACCUUCGCACCUAAAGCAUCUGCUCCUGCACAGGCUCCCGCCCCGUCUCCCAUCUUGUCAACGCACAAACGACCUGUGCCCCCUCAGCCCGUCCAGCCCAUACCACCACCCGUGCAUGCCAAAGCCAGCGGACAGCGGCCUCCGAAACGCAAGUCAACCGAGCCGCCACCCAUCCUCAAAGCACCUCCAAGAGUCGUCCCAUCAGCGGCUCUCCUCGCACCCACCAAGACCCAACAGCCAGCGACACAACGCACCAAAAAGCCCGGCAAGUGGGCCGCCAUUGUCGAGCGAAACCAGGCUUCGUCCUCGUCGGCCAAGCCGGCUCCCUCGGCUCAGAUACCCCCGGUCGUCAAAGCUGAUCGCCCGCCCCGCGAGCAGGGCGGCGGGCCUAGCUGGCUCCGCUCGGCGCGCCCACAUUCCCUGCCACGUCGACCGUCGUGA